AUGCACAGUGCAUGCGAGAUCAGGCCAGAGGUGUUGGCAGCCCUGGUCUCGCUGCUAACACUGGUGUUUUUGCUGUUGGUCGGCGACAGCCAGGAGACAGUGCUGCGAUGCGAUGCUGCAGGCCUUUGCGCAGGUGGUGGUGUUGUGCUUGUCGCCAGCGCGGCGGUGAUUGGUCAGCCUCAAAAGUGGGGCAGCAGCUUUUUCCUGCGCAAUCUAUUUCGAGCUCUGCUCGUUGCAAGCUUCGUGUUCCUGUACUUCGGCUUGACAAGUUUCUCACCGAUUGUUGCGGUCCAAGCUUUGACGACUUUGGCAGCACUGACAUUUUCAGCCUCGACUUGCACCUUCUUCGCAUGGACCCUGGAGACACAUGGAGAGUCUUCACGAAAUCCAUGGCGGCCCCCACUUUCACUGAAGCACGUGACCUUGGGUUACCUUUGCAGCAUUGGGAGCUGGCUACUGGCAUAUUCCGUCUUGCUCCUGCACCAGGAAGUGGAUGGCCAUCUUGCAGGUCUUGCACGAAGUCUGAGUCGCGAGGAGCAUCUGGUUCUGUUCAGUUUCGGAGGGUUCUUCCUCAGCACCGUCGUCGGAUUUCUCCUGCUGCUUCUACCCUGUGGGCACCAUUGCUUGGGAGGCGCUGAGAAAGUGAAGCCGGAGGAGACUCCGGUGAUCCGUCGAUGUAAUUCCAAGGCGGAUGACGGCAUCGGCGUUGGAGAACAAGCGCAGGCACCUCCACCUAUGGCCAUGCGGGCUAUGCCCAUGCCAGCAGGGGGUUGCCGGGAAGAUGCGGCACUAGCGCCGGAGGCACCUGUGGAGCACCGCAAUCCUGAUGCACAGCUUGAAGUCGAAGCAAGCUGCCCAGCCGUCGAAAUCGACGCGCUACCGGCCGCAGACGACGUGGAGGAGGUGCAGGCGGUGCACAAUGAAGUUGUGCCCACUACGACACGCACCACAGGCGCUGAGACGGCUGGUGGAGCAUUUCCCUUUCCCCGUGGACCAUCCAGGCCACGUCGCCGCUGCGGUGAGGCUUGGACUGCCGAAGAGGCACCAAAGCAGAGGAAAGCCAAGGCUCGCAGCCUCACAGCUGUACUCGAAGUCGAUGAAGACGAGGGCGCAGAGGAAGAGGAGCAGAUUGAGCAAGAACAAAUCCUGGAAGUGGAAGGACAAGACCAGAGUGGAGCGCAGGAAGUCAACCACGCGGAGCGAACCCAACUAUGCUUGACUGCGAAUGCCACGUCUGCAGAUGUUCCGCAGCAGCCCGGGUGCAAGCAGGAAGAGGCGGGUUGUGCAGAUGCGGCGUUGCCUUGCCAGCAGGGGCCGGUGCCGCCUUCCCAGGAACGCCGAGAAAGCGGCGAGGAGAAGCCAUCGAAUGCUCACAGGCUGGUGCCGAUUCAAUCGCUCAGAGGAAGGACGUUGGAAGUCCUUCGGGCUGCAGGUAUGGGAAAUGUGGGUCUCGCUGAGCUGCGCCGAGCAAUGGUCGUCUCCCUGGCAGGCCACUUUGCGGCGGGACUUCUGCUUCUGCUUGCAGGACACAUGGUGAUUGUGGCUCUCUCGCUGCUGUUCGUCAAGCUGUGCUUCGUGACUGCUCGGCUGAGUGCCUCCCCAACUGCUUCAGCCACAAAGAUAGCGCCGUGUCCUUCACCGGAGAUAUCAGUCACACCGGCUGCAUCACCGGGAUCUUCGUCACCGCUUGCUAACGUUCCGGAAUCGUAUGCAGCCUCUUGGGGCUUCUUUCCACCAGACCGGGGCCUUUUGCGCGAACAUGGAAAUCAGCCUGGUCGCCUGGGCGUUGGCGUCAUGCCGGCAGUGGCUGAGGAGGACGUGGCAGAUCCGAUGAUGGCACUGAGCACUCCGUCCAUGAGUUCCUGGCACGAAGAGUCAGGAUCGGUUGACCGCUCGCCCAAACCGGCUGCUGAAG
Messenger RNA from Symbiodinium sp. CCMP2592, 1915 nucleotides. Lineage: Eukaryota; Dinophyceae; Suessiales; Symbiodiniaceae. The record is from the annotation of a GenBank genome assembly.